AUGUCGGACCCAAGUAAGGCCAUCUCGGAGGAGUCCUUUGAGUGGAUUGAAACCCCUGUUACCGAACCCCCAGCUCCUGAGUCGAAGGAAUUUGGUGUUCGCACUACAGCCUAUCCUGCGAUCAAAAAUGCACCUCUUCCAGCCGACGGGCCGGGUGCCGAAAGUUUCAACAAUUACGUCCUCUUCUCUUUGCUUGGAGGCAUUCCUCUUUACUGUUCGUGGAAGCUCGGUGGUGGACUAAAGACAUGGAUUUUCCUCGCAGUCCUCUUCGCGAUCCCAAUCCUCAUGGCCUUCUGGACAUUAUUGUCAUCGUUCUCUCCCAGAGUCAACGAGAAGGCUCGCUAUCCAGGCAAGCCUGUGGAACACUACCUACAGUUUCAUGAGCAAGAGGACAGGGAAAAGUACUUUGGCCGCAAGACCAUUCCCAUGGAAACGUUUCAUGAAAUGUACUUUGACGGCAAGGUCGAUUUCAAGGGUGACUGCUUGGAGGCUAUGGAGUACCGACACGACUGGGCCAACUUUAGGUUCACUCUGAGCCUGUUUUGGUUCUUCCUUACUGGAAUGAUGCCAGAAGUCAUUAUGCACACUCGUUCUCAAGACGAGGAGCAGGUCCGUGACCAUUACGAUCGAGGUGAUGACUUUUACGGCUGGUUCCUUGGCCCUCGUAUGAUUUAUACCUCUGGCAUAAUCUCUGACAUCAACAAAGAAGAGUCUCUCGAGGAGCUCCAGGACAACAAGCUUGGGAUCGUCUGCGAGAAGAUUGGAUUGAAACCUGGUGAGAAGCUGCUCGAUAUUGGCUGCGGCUGGGGCACUCUUGCAAAGUUCGCCAGCGUAAACUAUGGUGCUCAUGCUACUGGUGUCACGCUUGGGCGCAACCAGACCGCCUGGGGAAACAAUGGUCUGCGCAGAGCUGGUAUCCCUGAGGACCAGAGCCGCAUCCUGUGCAUGGACUACCGUGACAUUCCUCUGCCUGAGGGCGGAUACAAGAAGAUUACCUGCUUGGAGAUGGCCGAGCACGUUGGUGUCCGCCACUUUGGUACUUUCCUCCGUCAAGUCUACGACAUGCUCGACGAUGACGGUGUCUUCUUCCUUCAGAUUGCUGGUCUUCGCAAGCCAUGGCAAUACGAGGAUCUCAUCUGGGGUCUUUUCAUGAACAAGUACAUCUUUCCUGGUGCUGACGCUUCUACUCCUCUUGGUUUCUUCGUCGACAAGCUCGAAGGUGCUGGUUUCGAGAUCAAACACAUUGACACUGUUGGUGUGCACUACUCCGCCACCCUAUGGAGAUGGUACAGGAACUGGAUGGGCAACAAGGACAAGGUCAUUGGCAAAUAUGGAAAGCGCUGGUUCAGAAUCUGGGAGUACUUCCUUGCCUACUCCACCAUCAUCUCCCGCCAGGGAUCUGCGACUUGCUACCAGAUCACACUAGUCAAGAACAUCAACUCCACCCACCGUGUCGAGGGUAUCGAGAGCCAGUACAACCUGUCUGGAGCUCUCGCCGCUCAUCAAGCCAAGUCAAAGAAGGCUUGA
Molecule: messenger RNA, 1527 nt
Organism: Pseudovirgaria hyperparasitica
Lineage: Eukaryota; Fungi; Ascomycota; Dothideomycetes; Acrospermales; Acrospermaceae
Product: S-adenosyl-L-methionine-dependent methyltransferase
Exons: 4
Coding region: 1-1527 (508 amino acids)
Biological process (GO): cellular response to biotic stimulus
Source: RefSeq, a predicted model, not a curated record